This is a messenger RNA of Aspergillus homomorphus CBS 101889, 2377 nucleotides long. RefSeq names its product small oligopeptide transporter, OPT family (gene optF). The record is from RefSeq and is a predicted model, not a curated record. The transcript is spliced from 6 exons. Gene Ontology annotation, molecular function: oligopeptide transmembrane transporter activity. Gene Ontology annotation, biological process: transmembrane transport. Lineage: Eukaryota; Fungi; Ascomycota; Eurotiomycetes; Eurotiales; Aspergillaceae. Bases 92 to 2329 code for a protein of 745 amino acids.
CUAGCCGAUUGGGUUAUUCACCCCACACUCUCUCACCCCCUCACCACCCUGGCACUCAGGGCAACGAAGGAGGGGGCUAGACGAGAACACGAUGAUGACGGAUGAAAAGAAGUUAUCGACGAUCCAGGAACCCCCGUUAGACUCGAUAAGUGAUAGCACCAGCGUACUGAGCGACUACCAUGCCGAAGAGAUCCUUCCGUAUGAAGCUGAUGAUUCGCCAUUCCCGGAGGUCCGCGCGGUGGUCCGGCCGGUCGAUGACCAGCACUUGCCGGUCAACACGGUGCGCAUGUGGGUGAUUGGCGUGGUCUUUACCAUAGUUGGAAGCGGCCUAAACCAGUUCUUUAGCUUGCGACAACCGAGCGUAACCAUCAGUGCAUUAGUCGCGCAGUUGGUGGCGUAUCCGAUCGGAUGCGCUUGGGCACAGUGGGUGCCGCUGGGCUGGUUGAACCCGGACCGCCAUUUCAACAUCAAGGAGCAUGCCUUGAUCACGAUCAUGGCCAAUGUCUCGUUCGGAUCGGCGGCAGCCACUCAGAUGAUUGAGGCCAUGGUCAAAUUCUAUGGCAUGCCUUCUCACGGCGGAUUCGAAAUCCUGCUGGUAAUCACGAGUCAGCUGUUCGGCUUUGGCCUGGCGGGCAUGGCAUCGCGCUGGCUGGUGGGCCCGGCAACCAUGAUCUGGCCGCAGGUGCUGUCGAAUGCAGCCCUACUUUCGUCCCUGCAUUCGCGCAAAAACCUCGUUGCCGACGGGUGGAUCAUUAGCCGACUCCGGUUCUUCCUGAUCGUCUUUGUUUUGGGCACGAUCUGGUACUUCGUUCCUGGCUACCUUUUCUCCGCCCUCAGCACCUUCAGUUUUAUCUGUUGGAUUGUACCCGACAAUGUAGUGGUGAAUCAGCUGUUCGGCCAGGUGACAGGACUGGGAAUGUCCCUGUUGACGUUCGAUUGGGCCCAGGUUGUUUUUGCGAAUCAAAGCCCACUAUUGGUCCCUUUCUGGGCGGGCCUGAAUGUCAUGGGUUCAUUCGUCUUGUUCUACUGGGUGAUUUGUCCCAUCAUCUACUACACCAACACCUGGUACUCCGCGUAUCUGCCCAUUCUCAAUUCGAACACCUUCGACAACACGGGCAGGUCUUACAAUACCUCCCGGGUGAUGAACCCAGAUGGGUCCUUCAAUGUAGACGCGUAUCGCGAUUACUCCCCCAUGUUCUUGCCUGCGGGGUUUGCCUUGACGUAUGGCAUCGCAUUCGCUAAUCUUACCGGCAUCUUUUUCCACGUGGCGUUGUACCAUGGGAAGGAUUUAGUCGAACAGUGGAAAGGACGUGACCAGAAGGACGUCCAUUGCCGGCUCAUGGCGACCUACAAGAGGGUCCCUUGGUGGUGGUUUGCUGCCGUCACCGUCCUCAUGUUUGUGCUGAGCGUUGUGACUAACGAGGUGUGGCAUACGGGGUUGCCGGCAUGGGCCGUGCUGGUGUCCUUUCUUCUGCCCAUCAUCUACUUCAUCCCCGUCGGAAUCAUCAAGGCAGUCACCAACAUUUCCAGCAAUCAGCUCAAUCUGAUCACCGAGUUUGUCGGCGGGUAUGCGUUCCUCGGUCGGCCGGUCGCAAACAUGGCUUUUAAGUUCUACGGCUUUGUAGCCGUGUCCCAGGGUCUGGAAUUCGUGGCGGAUAUGAAAUUGGCACAUUAUCUUCACAUUGCCCCCCGAACACUUUUUAUCGCCCAGGGAAUUGCCACGCUCAUCGGAGCCGUGGUGCAGUGCGGUGUGACCGUUUUUAUGAUCACACGGAUUCACGGUGUGUGUACACCUGAAGCCGCAGGAGGCUUUAGUUGCCCGCAUGGGGCCGUGACCUACUCCUCCUCGUUAAUCUGGGGUGCCCUUGGGCCGGAGCGGAACUUCUCCCCGGGCCAUAUCUAUGGCAACCUGCUUUGGUUCUUCCUCGUGGGCCCGGUGGUUGUGGUUCUCACGUGGCUGUUAGGCCGGCGGUGGAGGAAGUUCAAUUAUCUCUCUUGGCCGGUGGCGUUUGGCGCAAUGAGUUUGGUUCCUCCCGCGACGGGCAUCAACUUCUCCUCGUGGUGGGUAGUCAAUGUCAUCUUCAACGGGCUAUUGAGGCGACGGAAGCCAGCCUGGUGGUCUAAGUAUAAUUACGUGCUCUCCGCUGCCCUUGAUGCCGGAGUCGCGGUCGCGACAGUCAUUAUUUUCUUCUGCAUCACGCUGCCUGCGGGGAAACUGAACUGGUGGGGAAAUAUGGUGUAUGGUCAGACCACGGAUGCUCAUGGCACUCCAUAUCGACCUCUGCCUGCAGCUGGGUUCUUCGGGCCUGAUAAAGGAACCUGGGAAUGACCCCGACUAGAUUUCUCUUUGGAUGUGUAUAGUAUUGUACAUAGAUGA